UGGAGCCUAGGAAAAACCUUGGGCUUUCGAUUGGAUCAAAAGCUGACAAUGAGAGCACAAGUUUACUUUUUCUACUACUUUGAAACAAAGGAACAACAACGAUAAUUCUCUCUCUAUAAUUUUGUUUUAGACUUCCUUUUCGAGAGACCAAGAUUCGCUCUCUUUUCCCAUCUGUCCCCAGUCUCCCCCACAACAACACAUCUCUGCCGUUGAUUCCUGAUCAUCAUCACAUCAUAGCAUCUCUCCCUCUACUCCGUCAUGGCCUUCUUAAUACGGCCCUCAAAUUUACCUUUUUAUUUUCUUUCCUUUUUAUGGUGAAAUUGUUUUUAAGGUUUAGGGUUUUCGUUUUAUAUUAAUCCAAGUUGAGCUUUAUUGAGAGUGAAAGAGAAAAAAGAAACUAGGUUUUUUUUUUUCUUAUUUAAUUUAAUUUUUUUAUUUCGGCUAUUAUGGAGCCGCGAGUUGGGAACAAGUAUCGACUCGGUCGAAAGAUCGGUAGCGGAUCAUUUGGAGAGAUCUAUCACGGUACCAAUAUUCAAACGAAUGAGGAAGUUGCUAUUAAGCUUGAAAAUAUGAAGACAAAGCAUCCCCAAUUGUUGUAUGAAUCGAAGUUGUAUAAAAUACUGCAGGGAGGAAAUGGAAUUUCAAAUGUGAGAUGGUUUGGCAUUGAAGGUGGCUAUAAUGUCCUUGUGAUGGAUUUACUGGGGCCUAGUCUUGAAGAUUUGUUCAACUUCUGCAGUAGAAAACUGUCACUUAAAACUGUUCUCAUGCUUGCGGACCAGUUGAUCAACCGAGUUGAAUUUGUUCAUUCAAAAUCAUUUCUGCAUCGAGAUAUCAAGCCAGACAACUUCCUCAUGGGCUUAGGAAAGCGUGCAAAACAGGUCUACAUCAUUGAUUUUGGUCUGGCUAAGAAGUAUCUCUGUACUUCAACCCAUCAGCAUAUUCCUUAUAGAGAAAAUAAAAAUCUGACAGGAACUGCAAGAUAUGCAAGCAUGAAUACUCACCUUGGAAUUGAGCAAAGCCGUAGGGAUGAUUUAGAGUCACUUGGAUUUGUUCUUAUGUAUUUCUUAAGGGGAAGUCUUCCUUGGCAGGGACUGAAAGCAGGAAAUAAGAAGCAAAAAUAUGAGAAGAUUAGUGAAAAGAAAGUUUCAAUUUCUAUUGAGGCCUUGUGUCGAGGUUACCCUACCGAAUUUGCAUCCUACUUCCAUUACUGUCGGUCCCUACGAUUUGACGAAAAACCAGAUUAUUCUUAUCUGCAGCGCCUGUUUCGUGAUCUCUUCAUUCGUGAAGGUUUUCAGUUUGAUUACGUGUUUGAUUGGACAAUAUUAAAGUAUCAGCAAUCACAGAUUGCCAAUCCUCCUACCCACGCACUUGGUCCUGGUGCUGGACCAAGCUCAUGGAUACCUCCUGCAGGUGCAAUUGCUGAUAGGCAAUCAGGUGGAGAAGAAGGUAGACCUUCUGGUUGGUCUUCCAUGGAUCCUACUCGCAGGAGACAUUCCGGCCCAAUUGUGAAUUCUGGAAGCUUAGCUAAACAAAAAAAUCCAGUUGCAAAUGAUCCACCUCUUGCUAAAGAUCGUAUGGUAAUGGUGUCUGGUUCUAAUUUCUUGCCUUCAAGUGGAUCUUCAAGGCGAGCUGCUGUCUCUAGCAGCCGUGAUGCAGCAAUCACAGUUAGCAACACCGAACCCUCUCGCCAUCGCACCAUAGAUGCAAGUGCAGGCCCUCUCCCGAAAAUCUCUGGUGGGCAAAGAAGUUCACAUGUUUUAUCAUCGGAUAACAAGCACUCAUCCUCAAAUACAAAGAAUUUAGAGUCUGCUUUGAGAGGAAUUGAAGGCCUGCAUUUUUGUAAGGAUGAGAGGUUACACUAUUAGACUACUACACCCUACAUCAAAUUCUUGCCUCCUGCAAAUUCUAAGACGGUAUACUUUUCUUUCGCACACGGAGUGGAGGAUGUUGUCUCUGUAUUUUGUAAAAAAUCUGAGAUCAGAAGUAGAAGCUAAGAUGGGGACCAUAACUGUAAGUACUAGUAAAGAAAGAAUCAGGAAAGAGACACAUGGCCAAUGAUAUAAUUAGAAACCUAGGUGUAGUGCUUUGGUCAAAAUAUUUGUCCAAAAAGACAGUUUUAAAUGUCUUCGCUACAGUUUCAGUUAAAAUGUUUCAUGUAACCAUUGUAAAAUUCAAAGCAGGCUUAUUAUAUUUGAUUUUGAAUUGUUUGGUCUAAUGCUUUAUCACCAAUUUAAUUUUAGUAGUAAAGACUCUCAUCUGUUGAAACUAGCGAGGUAUACUUUGUCUUUCGUCUUCCGAGGGACUUGAGAGGGUGAAGAUCUAUACUCUUUUUCAUCGGAUAUGCUUUGAUUUUGGUGAAAAAGUAAAUGAAAGACCCCACUUAAUAAAAGUUUAAAAGGAUUAAUAAUUAAAUGAUGGAUUUUGGUUCAUUAACCAUCUACAAAAUUAAACAUUAACCAUAUACUACUAAGACAGAAGAAGUUCGAUUUAUUUGAAAAUCGGGAGAUCGGUUGCAUUCAUGUUAGUCCAAGUUGGACAAUCUGUAUUCAAACUUUCUACAUCGCCAAAACCAUCAACCAAGCAGAAAUAAUAAAUAGUAUUCUCAAGAUCAGCAACAAUGGCAAAUGAGCAGAUUUUGACCAGACAAACUAGAUAGAAGGGAAUCUAAGAAAUCAAUAACAUGUUCAAUUUUGCUAUGGAUCUUAAUCUUACCUACUACACAAACUCAAUCAAGAAAACAUCAAUUUUCAUAUUUCAUAGAUUUGAGUUUGCUUUGAUACCAAAUAAGUGCAAUUCAUUUUAUACAAUAUAAGGUUAUGAAAAUCAGAUUCAAGAUUCUUAGACAAAGGGAAGCUUCCCAAAUCCCAAGUUCUCAUCCAUCAUUUACCAACAUAGUAAAACACAAACCCCAAAAAGAACAAAAAAAAAAAAAAAAGCUAAAGAGUAGCCAUGGAUCACCUCCACCCAUAGACUACUUGGGUGUAAGUGUCCUUGAUCCACCUGAAACUCUUCCUUAAAGACCCUUUCAUCUUGCCUUCAACUGAAUAAAUCUUGUAGCCAGCAACCCUUUUCUUCCUUUGCAACUCAGGAUCAUUAAAGCUCCAGCUUUUUAAAGAACUCCCAACAGAGCUUUUGCUUUUCUUGAUCUUAAUCUCUUUUCUAAGCUGAUUUGGCUGAACAGAAUUUGCAUAACUGGCACUGUAACACCUCAGCUCUUGCAUAUUGCUUGGCCUGCCUCCCCUACGUCCGUAGUAACUCCCAAUCUGCAUCCCUCCAUACCUGUAUGAUUUGCAUCUAGAAUCCUCCAUCAAAAAAGAAAUUCUAGACAGAGAUUGUAAGAUGCUCAAGGAUGGAGAUGAAGAUGUGGCAGUGGAGAAGGAGAAAAUAAAUAUCAAUGGCGUUUGAUGUUUUAGUGGUAUUAUUUAUUAAUACAAAUUUUCUUUGUUCUCUUUUUUCUUCCGGGCAAGGGAAACAGCUGUGCUUUUCGUCUUCCAACUAUUUCACGUGUACUUUUCUUGGGUUGAGUUCGAUGCGAGAUGUGACAUUUUCCGCUUUAGUUUCACAUGUUAAGGCAGUUGCACAGUGCAGGGGUAGCUUAUUUUGAAUGGUCAUUGAUGUCUUGCCACGUGUAAUGGUUAAUAUUUGACUGGGCAGAUGAAUUGAUAAACGAUUAAAAAAAAAACAAAACAAGGAGCGUCUAGAUCAUUAGAUGGAGAGAAAUCAGGUGUAUUUGAUGUUGAAAAUUGAUUGAGAUUGUCUAAAUUUUAGAGCCUUUGAUUUUGUAAAUUUUAUGGAACUGUUAAUGAUGUUGUCCCUGGUGAUGGCUUUUGACUGCAGAGCUGCUGUGGGUCCAAUCUACUGAAGAGUGUUUGGUAGUUAGAUGCAAAUUAUUAUGAAAACCAAAGAAAUUGUUCGACAAUAGUUAAGGGUUUGUCUUCAAAGUCCACAAAAAAUUCACCUAUGCAUACCUAACUUAUGUAUACAACCAAUAAAGUGAAGGGAAACAGUACAUUCUGUUGUCUUGGGGUUUCUCCAGAGUCAGCAACUGAACCUGAAACAUGGGGAAAUAGACGGGCAACUAGCUAGAUUGCAAUAGAUAUGCAAGUGAUGAAGAUAAGGUUGGAUUGUUGAGUGCUGACCACGUCUAACACGACUUCAUAUCUUAGUUCAACUAGGCUACAAGAUUUGGUACAGCCGACCCGACCCACAUACAUAAGACUUAGUGCCAGAAUAUAUCAAUUUGUUGAUCAGACAAUUCAGAACCCAACUUUUUCAUCGUUCACUUUCCAAAUUGGUUGAUGAUCAGGGAGUUUAUCUGCUUCUCCAGGGAAAUGAUAGCUAUUAUUUGCUGCAUCUGAACAGCUGUUCCAAAGGGACCUCUAGCUCAUGGCAUGUUUUAUACAUAUUCCAAGCUGCACACGAACAGCUAGCUGCCCGAGAAAUUCAGCAACACCGCAGAGGGAAAGACAGAGAUCAAUGAUAUGAAUCUUCAUAGCAUAAAAUCCAGUUAAACCCUAAUAUUUUAUGCCAGGAUUUUAGUAAUGUAAGCUUGGGGAGCAAUUCCAUUACAUAAAUGCUUAAGAGUGACGCAAUUACUCCGUUAUUGCCAUUAUUAUUAUAACCACCUGCGGUGCUUCAGCAUCAAAUACAGUUACAACACAAACACAUAAAAACUCUAUAGCCAAUAUGCAAAUAUGGAGACAAUAAGAUCCACCCAAAGUUAAAGCUUUAAAUAAUAUAUAUAUAUAUAUAUAUAUAUAUAUAUAUAUAAG
Messenger RNA from Durio zibethinus, 4772 nucleotides. RefSeq names its product casein kinase 1-like protein 2. The record is from RefSeq and is a predicted model, not a curated record. Gene Ontology annotation, molecular function: protein kinase activity; ATP binding. NCBI's taxonomy places the organism in Eukaryota, Viridiplantae, Streptophyta, Magnoliopsida, Malvales, Malvaceae. Gene Ontology annotation, biological process: protein phosphorylation.